UGUCAACAUGCGCAUUAUACCAGUGACCUAUAACUUUAUAAUUGCUGAUUGCUGUACUUGUUUGCACGUUCAUGACUCAAUGCCUUCUUUCCCACUGAGUGCUCAGUGCAGGGAAGAGUUUUUCGAGAGGAGGAGGAGAGGGGGAAGGAAAUAGAUCAGUUUUGUGUGUGGAAAGCAGGUCACAGGAUAGCAGGAGCACAGGAGCUACACCAGAUUUGCUUACUACCUGUCAGGGAGCCAAGGGAUGGCAGCUUCUAAAGUUGCUUCUUCACUGUUACUGGGAGCCUUUCUGAUCUCUUUCAGGACGAAGUCAAGGAGUUGGAUUUAGACUAUGAAUUUGCUGUGGAGCAGCCUGAAAGAACAACCAAGAGGCACUGAAGAUGCCUCUGAUAUGUGGCUUGAUAUGUGACUGUAACCUUGUACUUAGCAUCUGCAGACUGUCAGAUAUGGAGAUCUGGCAUGCUAGCUGGUGUGCUCUGAAGGAGGGCAGUAGAGAGCUCAUUCCUAGUGAUGGAGUUAGGAGAACACAUUGAGUGUUCAGCAACUUGUUGCUUUGAUUAAAAAAAAAAAGGUGUUUACUAUGUCAGAUAUUCUUACGUACGUUUCAGUUGCUCUAAACCAACGUUAUUUUAAAAGCAAGUUUUAAAUCAGAAAUGUGCGUGUGUAUGUGUAUAUAUGUGUGUAUAUGUGCAUCUGCUACAAGGCAGACACACAUCCAAAAUAUGGGCCCAAACUCUUCACUAAGGCCAAGGAAAAUUGGUUUCCCUCAUGCGGCACCUUGCAGGGUUGGAUCCAUAGUGACCUUUUUCUUGUUUUGAAAGCUUUGCGUUUUGCUGAUCUGUCCUUGUAGCUUUCACGAUGAUAGAUGAAAGCCUGUUAAAGGCUGUAUGAAGAGACUAAAACCAAACUGCUGGCUCCUGUCUCAUGCCCUUGCAUUGGUUAUACCUGCCUGCUCUGGUACGAGAUAUGCCUGCUGUGCAUGUCCCCCUGGGCAACUGGAGCCAGAAAUAAGUUUUGAUACUCUAGCGGAGCAAGCGCUGAAGAGCCUCCCCAGAGGGCAAAUGCGCUGCUGCGGUAAGCAGUGUGGGUCCUUCCCCCCCCAUUUUUCAGUAGGUAUGUAUGCUUCUGCCCUUAACAAGCCAUUAAACAUCACUAUAUUUAAACAAUAAUAGUAGUACUGACCGUACCCAAUAAUGUAUGCCAGCCUGUCACCUGAGUCUUUGUUCAAAUGUCUCAGGCAAAGCCUAGGAAAUUUUAGUUGAAACUCCUUCCUCCUCAAAACUUCCUUCUUAUAAAUAACUACAGAAGAAAUUGAGUGAAACAAUGUGUGGCAGAAAUGAAUAAUUGUAAAUGUAUUUUUCUAAAUUUCAUUCCUUUUUAUUAUUGGAAUCUUUGCCUCUUGUCACACCAGCUUCAGCGACUGCUGUUUGCUUACUCCACUGAAGUUUGAUCUUUCAGCCACUGAAAUUGGCUGUAAAGGCUCAGUUUGACUGAAAGCUCUAAUGACUUUUGCCUCUCUACUUUUUUUUUCUGUUAAUGAAAAACAUACAGCUGAGAAAGACACUCUUAAAAAUUAAUGGUAAUGAAAUGAUGGGAAUAAAUGAUGAAAUGAAAAAUUUAAGAGUAAGGAAGUAUUUGGGGUACAGGAGACUGCUUAGUGUUCUAGUUUUCAGACGCUGUUGAUAUUACACAGCAUCAGAAUUUGUCUUUCUGUACAUUUUCCACUGGAGGAUACAAAAAGUCUUUGCAUGCAUUAAUGCAUAAUGCAUAAACCAAGUAGAUAAAUUAACAGAAGUAGUUUUUUACAUUUUCCAGAAGGGAAGUAGUGUUUUUUGGACUUCCUCGAGGUUAUGCCACAGACCAGUUACACAGACAAGAAUAGAUCCCAGACUUGGUCAGUUUCUAAUUUUAACCCAAUACGCUGCUUUCCUUCCGUAUAUGUGAAAUUUAGAUUCGUCUUUCCUCAGUGUAUUUCAUGUUCUGCUCAGUAACUUAGCUAAUCAUCCGAGGUGGAUAAGGAUAUGCUAUAAGCUUUAUAGCCUGACAUAUUCAAAGAAAUGUUGCAUUUCACUUGUGCUGCGGGAGUCUGAGAAACAAAGAUUUGACUUUACAUCUGUUAAAAAAAAUUGUGAGCAGCCACAGUGUGUAAUGAGUGUGAAAUCAUCUUUGGCUCUCUUUGUUUGGUUUUGUUACAAAGGAUAUGGAUAUGGAAAGCAGUGCUGCAUCCUAACGGAUGGGAUUUCAGAUAAUAACAUUUGUUCGUUAUCUGUUCUGCUGUGGUUAGAAUCCAGUUACAGGGCUACUUUCAGCCAGCACGCACCAUAAGGAUGCUUGGGUACGGGACAAUAUCUACAGCAUCCUGGCUGUGUGGGGACUGGGGAUGGCUUAUCGGAAGAACGCAGACCGGGAUGAGGAUAAGGCCAAAGCCUAUGAACUUGAGCAGAAUGUUGUGAAGCUGAUGCGGGGACUCUUACAGUGCAUGAUGAGACAGGUAGAUAAGGUAGAGAAGUUCAAACACACACAGAGUACCAAAGACUCUCUGCAUGCCAAGUAUGACUCUGCUACCUGCGCCACAGUGGUCGGAGAUGACCAGUGGGGCCAUCUACAAGUAGAUGCAACUUCCCUUUACCUGCUCUUCUUGGCACAGAUGACUGCAUCAGGGUUGCGUAUUGUCUUCACCCUUGAUGAAGUUACCUUCAUACAGAAUCUUGUCUUUUACAUAGAAGCUGCCUACAAAGUUGCUGAUUAUGGAAUGUGGGAACGUGGUGAUAAGACAAACCAGGGCAUCCCCGAACUGAACGCAAGCUCUGUAGGAAUGGCCAAGGAGGCUUUGGAAGCAAUUGAUGAACUAGAUCUUUUUGGUGCUCAUGGAGGGCACAGAUCAGUGAUUCAUGUUCUUCCUGAUGAAGUAGAACAUUGUCAGUCUAUUCUAUAUUCGAUGUUGCCAAGGGCAUCCACGUCAAAGGAGAUUGAUGCUGGCCUUCUCUCUAUUAUUUCUUACCCAGCUUUUGCAGUGGAGGAUAUAAACCUUGUUAAUGUAACCAAGAGUGAAAUCAUAUCCAAAUUGCAGGGCCGCUAUGGCUGCUGUCGCUUCCUUCGGGAUGGUUACAAGACACCCAAAGAGGAUUCAAGCAGGCUGCAUUAUGAUCCAGCUGAGCUCAAGCUGUUUGAGAAUAUUGAAUGCGAGUGGCCGGUAUUCUGGACAUACUUUCUAAUUGAUGGAGUAUUUAAUGAGGACAAAAUUCAGGUACAAGAGUAUAGAGAGGCUCUGGAAGGAAUACUUAUUAGAGAAAAGAAUGGAAUAGUUCUAAUGCCUGAACUGUAUGCAGUCCCUUCAGAAAAGGUGGAAGAGGAAUAUGAAAAUCCUCACUCAGUGGAUCGUGUCCCAGUAGGAAAGUUGCCUCAUCUUUGGGGCCAAUCAUUGUAUGUCCUUAGCUGCCUAUUAGCAGAGGGAUUUCUGGCUGCAGGUGAAAUUGAUCCCUUAAACAGGAGAUUUUCCACUGGAUUUAAACCUGAUGUUGUGGUUCAAGUAACUGUUUUAGCAGAAUCUAAUGAAAUUAAGAAUCUCUUGCAAAACCAUGGAAUCAAUGUUCAGAGUAUUGCUGAUAUCCAUCCACUCAGAGUGCAGCCAGCUCGCAUCCUAAGUAAUCUCUACACCAUGUUGGGCCGGAACAAGAGCAUGCAACUGAGUGGACGGCCACACCGACACAUUGGAGUGCUAGGCACCUCCAAGCUGUAUGUGAUAAGAAAUCAAAUAUUUGCUUUUACCCCUCAGUUUACAGACCAGCAUCACUUCUAUCUGGCUCUAGACAAUCAGAUGGUUGUGGAGAUGCUCAAGACAGAGCUGGCCUACCUCACUUCUUGCUGGAGGAUGACAGGGAGACCAACCCUAAUGUUUCCCAUCACACACACAAUGCUCGUUGAUGAUGGUGCUGACAUUCAUCCAGCAGUUCUCGGCACCAUAAGAAAAUUAGAAGAUGGCUAUUUUGGAGGCGCAAGGGUGAAGGUAGGCAAACUAUCAGAAUUUCUUACCACUUCUUUCCAUACACAUCUGAGCUUCCUGGAUCCAGACUGUGAUGUAAAACUGUUUGAUGACCCUAAUGAAGGUCGUUGCAGUCCUGACAGUGAAUAUGGAUUCGAAGGCUAUCCAACAGAUUUCUGUGAAAAAGAGAGCCAGGAUGAGCUGGAUCAGUAUAUAAAUGAUAUUCUGCAGAGUACAGCACUGAAGUCAUACCUGCCUCCAACUUCAAAGACUGCUGAUCAGCCUCCGGUGUUCAGUGCAAACCAUUCUACACGAGAGAUACUGUCAAUAAUGGCCAAGACAAAGGGCUUGGAGGUUCCAGCUGUUUCUAUGUCUCUUCCCACUAAAGUUCUGAACACGCACCGGAAGUCUCUGAAUCUUGUUGAUACUCCCCACUCUUUUGAGGCAAAGGGUUGUGAAAAUGUUUUGCACUUACCUAAAGAUGCUCAUGGUGAUUUGGAUUGCAGGAAGCUUGUUGAACAGCUGAAAGAAUGUCCAACGAUUCAUGAUCAAGCAGAUAUCUUAUAUAUCUUGCAUAUAUUAAAAGGUCCUGAUUGGGAUACAGGGCUAAAUGGACAAUACGGCGUCACAGUUCAUUGUCUACUCAAUGAGCUCUACAGAAAGGCAGGCCUCAAUCAAGAGUGGGGCUUAAUCCGUUAUAUUUCUGGUAUACUUAAAAAGAGAGUGGAAGUCCUGGCUGAGGCUUGUACAGACCUUCUGUCGCACCACAAGCAACUGACAGUGGGCCUGCCACCAGAACCCCGUGAGAAAACCAUUACUGCCCCAUUGCCACCUGAGGAGCUCGCAGAUCUUAUUUAUGAAGCCAGCGGCCAAGACAUCAGUAUUGCAGUCCUGACACAGGAAAUGAUUAUGUACUUGGCGAUGUAUGUCCGGUCACAGCCUAGCCUUUUUGCAGAGAUGCUCAGACUGCGCAUUGGUCUGAUAAUUCAGGUGAUGGCCACUGAGCUGGCUCGGAGUCUGAACUGCUCAGGGGAAGAAGCUUCAGAGAGUUUGAUGAAUCUAAGCCCCUUUGAUAUGAAAAACCUUCUACAUCAUAUUCUGAGUGGAAAAGAGUUUGGUGUGGAAAGAAGCUUGCGACCUGUAGAUUCCUCUUCAUCUAGCCCUGCAAUUUCUAUUCAUGAAAUGGGACAUUCUGGAGCAACCAAAACAGAAAGAAGUGGUAUUACUAAACUGAAGAGUGAGAUGAAGCAGCUCCUCCAUGAGGGCCAUUCUUUGUCCAGCACCAUGUUCGCUUCCAAGUCCAUGAGGGGCAGUACUCCACCAUCACCCACCAGUACUUCUCCCACGGGCUCUGAUGGAGAUAGUUGGCGUAAGCGCCAAGGCCAGUGGCUUCGCAGGAGGAGGCUCGAUGGUGCCAUUAAUAGAGUUCCUGUCGGCUUUUAUGAGAAAGUGUGGAAGAUCCUUCAGAAGAAUGUUUUGUUUCAGUGCCAUGGUCUGUCCAUUGAUGGGUAUGUCCUUCCUUCCUCAACUACCAGAGAGAUGACUCCAUGUGAAAUCAAGUUUGCCGUGCACGUGGAGUCAGUACUGAACCGCAUAUCCCAACCUGAGUACAGGCAGCUCUUGGUGGAAGCUAUUCUCGUUCUCACGUUCCUGUCUGAGAUCGAGGUGAACAGCAUCGGGGGUAUCAUCCACGUGGAUCGAAUAGUGCACAUGGCCAAUGACCUAUUUCUGCAGGAACAGAAAUCAUUUGGAGCUACUGAUAACAUCUUGGAGAAAGACAUAGCCACAGGAAUUUGCCACUUUUUCUAUGACAGUGCUCCAAGCGGGGCCUUUGGAACCAUGACAUACCUAACAAAAGCCAUAAUUACUUAUUUACAGGAUUUCCUGCCUAGCACAGGCUGCACGAUGCAAUAAGCAAUGCCUUGUCAAGAAGGGAAAACUAAGCUCGCUCUUCUCCUUUCCCUGUGAUGAACCUCUUGUUUAGUUGCUGUACGUAUGUCCACGCGCUACCUCAGCAUUUUACACUGUUCAUCAUGUUACGUGCACCCCUACCUGUGAGAGACAGGUAGGUAGAAUUUGGCCUAGGGAGUACAUGGGAAAUAUACACACGAUGAGGCCUGUUCUGCCUAACGUACAUAAACGUAAUUCAUAUUAAAUUAGCAAGAAUUAUACAGCUCUGCCAACAGGAAAAUAAAUUACUCUGUGGAGAUCACAAGGCAUAAUAAAAUGAGGGAGCUGUAUCUCAAGCAUAAAGUCUCCCAGAUAAAUUAACAAAUUCCAUUACUUUCCUUUUCUCCUGCUAUCUGUAAAUGUACAUCAUUGUGAAUCACUAAUGCACAGUGUGAAUAAGCCAAGGACAUUUAAAUUAAAGAAAUAGGAAUAACUUGAAAUAAACUGGUGAUAUUUUAAUACA
This is a messenger RNA of Struthio camelus australis, 6395 nucleotides long. The record is from RefSeq and is a predicted model, not a curated record. Lineage: Eukaryota; Metazoa; Chordata; Aves; Struthioniformes; Struthionidae.